This is a messenger RNA of Hyalella azteca, 5257 nucleotides long. RefSeq lists its product as uncharacterized. Bases 241 to 2625 code for a protein of 794 amino acids. Lineage: Eukaryota; Metazoa; Arthropoda; Malacostraca; Amphipoda; Hyalellidae. The transcript has 2 exons. The record is from RefSeq and is a predicted model, not a curated record.
AUAACUAACUCAGUUUUUGCUCCUAUGACACAAGUCAUUCAAGGACAUUAAUUUGAAAUGUUCAUUUAGUUGUGUUUUUUUUCAGACUCCAAAUAGUACAGAUGAAAACUACCUAGACACCUUGGUACCUUCAUUCUACAUUUCCUCGCCUGGAUUUGCUCUGUGACAUUGCUUUCAUUGCUUGGCUCUAAGUUGGCAGAACAAGCAGCUUCUGCUGUUGCAGUCUGGCCUGGAAACUUGAUGAGCAUGGACCAUAAAGGAAAUAUUGGCAAGAAUUAUAAAAUAUAUAAUGUAAUGGAUAGUGAAGGUAGAGAAAAUGUAAGAAUUAAAAGGUUGCAUCAAGAUAAUGAUGAACCAAGAAGAAUAAAAUCUCACAAAUUACAUCAUCUUGAUGAUGAAGCAAAAAGUAAAUUUGCUCAAAGUGUAGCAAGUAAGCUUCAUCUUGAAAAAUUUAACUGUUUUCUUUAUUGCCAUGAAGGCAGCAAAAUGUUUGAGGUUGUGUAUGAAAAUCAAGUUCAUUGUAGUAUGUCAAGCAUUUUAUGUGGAGCUGGAGCUAAAGCUAAAGAAGCUUUUGUGGAUUUAUAUAAUCUUUGGUUUGAUAAAAAUGGGAAUCCAACAAAAUAUUUACUAACUCUUGCAGGGAAUGGCAUUAAACUCCCUAACAUGUCCAGUAUUCUAAACGGAGCAGGUACAAAAGCCAAAACAGCUUAUGAAGAUCUCUAUAAUCUUUGGUUUGACAAAAAAGGAAAACCAACAAAAUAUUUACUAACUCUAGAAAAAAAUGGAGUUAAACUACUGAAUAUGUCAAGUAUUUUGAAUGGAACUGGUACGAAGGCUAAAGCAGCUUAUGAAGAUCUUUAUUAUAUUUGGUUUGAUAAUGAAGGCACUCCUACUAAAUAUUUGCAAACUCUGGAAAAAAAUGGAGUGAAUUUGUCAAAUGUGUCUAGUAUUUUAAGUGGAACAGGAACAAAAGCUAGGCAAGCUUUUGAAAAUCUAUAUAAUCUUUGGUUUGAUCAUGAAGGAAAUCCAACUAGAUAUAUUCUAAGUCUGGAAAGAGAAGGGGUUAGUCUAUCUAAUAUAUCUAAUGUUUUACAUGGAUCAGGAAAUAAGGCUAAACAGGCUUUUGAGGAUCUUCAUAAUUUGUGGUUUGACCGUGAUGGAAAUCCCACUAAAUACUUACAAGCUCUGUGGAAAAAUGGAGUGAGCUUGCCCAAUGUGUCUAGUGUGUUACAUGGAACAGGAGCAAAAGCUAAGCAAGCAUUUGUAAAUUUGUUUAAUCUUUGGUUUGAUAGCAAUGGAAAUCCAACGAAGUAUUUACUAACUCUUGAGAAAAAUGGUGUAAAUUUAACCAAUGUAUCCAGUAUUUUGAGUGGAACAGGAGUUAAAUCAGAUCAAACUUUCAAGGAUCUUUAUCACCUCUGGUUUGAUGAUGAGGGUAAUCCUACCAAAUAUUUGAAUGCUCUUGACAGAAAUGGAGCAACUUUACAUAAUAUAUCUAAUAUUUUGCAUGGAACAGGGAGUAAAGCUAAAAAAGCUUUUGAGGAUCUAUAUAACCUAUGGUUUGAUAGGCAUGGAAAUCCAACUAGAUAUUUACAAGCUCUAGAGAAUAAUGGGGUGAAUCUAUCAAAUAUUUCUAGUAUUUUGAGUGGCACUGGAGUUAAAGCCAAACAAGCUUUUUUGAAUCUUUUUAAUCUCUGGUUUGAUACUGAUGGGAAUCCAACAAAAUAUUUAGACAAUUUCACUAAUGCAGGCUUCAAGAUUAAUAAUUUAUCAGGUAGUUUGAGUGGAGCUGGACUUCACGCUUAUUCUGCACUAAAAGAUUUUCAUGAGACUUGUUUUGAUGAGAAUGGUAACAAAACAAAGUAUUUAGGGGAUUUCAUGGAAGCAGGUUUCAAAAUGCGCAACAUAUCAUGUGCACUUUGUUCAUCAGGAACUAAUUCAGCAUCCACUUUGAAAAAAUUACAUACUAUUUGUUUUGACAAUGAAGGGAAUUCAACAAAAUAUCUCAAAGAUUUUACAAAGCCUGGCAUCAACUUCAGGCCACGUGAUUUAUGCCUCAUCCUCAGUAAAGGUGCUGAUAAUUUUACAAAAUUUCAUGAUAUUUGUUUUGAUGAACGAGGCAAUCCAACAAAAUAUUUGAGUGAUUUCAUCAAGAUAAGUUUUACACCAAACCUCUUAUCCAGAGUGUUGCAUGGAGCAGGAAAUAAUAUUUGUUCUGCUCUGAAGGAUUUUCAUGAAGUUUGCUUUAAUGUAGAUGGGAGCAUAACAAAAUGUUUAAAUGAUUUCAUUAAAGCAAAGUUUACACCAUACAAUUUAAGCAAAAUAUUGUUCAUAUCAGGGUCUAAUGCUGCAUCCGUUUUACUUGAUUUCCAUAAUCUAUGUUUCAUUAAAAAGAAAUGUUAUAUAAAUCAUUUCUUGGCUGUAAAAGAAGUCUUUGAUAUAAAUAAGUUAUCUAAUCAAUUAUUAUGCGGAGCAGGAACCAAAACUUGUUCAGUUUUUCAAAAAUUACAUGAUAUAUGUUUUGAUAAUGAAGGAAAUCUGACAGAAUAUUUUAAUACCUUGACUGCUGAACAUGAGACCAAAAUAAUUCUUGAUUUGUUAUACAACUCAACAAGAAAUACAUGAUAUAUAAAUCCUUGAUAUAAAUUAAUUGUAGUAAUGUCCUGGGAGUUCUGUGGCUGAUGUAGUAACUAUUGUUCAAAAUUAUUGGAUUAGUGAUUAAAAUAUGGUGAAUGAUUAAUCAAAUUCUAGAUCCAGUUAGUAUGACGUAGAUAAUUUACAAUGAAAAUGAGUUAUUUUCCAUUAAAGAGAAAAUUAUGGAAUUAUUUAAUCAUGAUAUUUUAUUAAUUAUUGAUCCACUCAAUUCAUUACAUCUGAGUUGUAUUGCAGUUUUGAAAAAAUAGGGGUGCUAUUCUUAUUUAUAGAUCAUGGAACGGAAUUUUGUAUUUUGUAAUGUAGUAUUUUGCAAGCAACAAUGAUUUUUGCAUUAUUUAUAAUUUAUAAUAUUCUCAAAUCAAAUUUACCAUUUGUAUAAUUGCAGUGAUUAAAAGUCUGUAGAAUUCAUAUUUGGUAGGACAAGAUUAGAAGAACUACUGAAAUUUCAUGCUGCAAAAAUAUUUAUCCAUAUAUAAAUCUCUACAUUUCUAAAUAUAAAAUUAAUAAUGCUGCUCUAGGUGAAACGACUGAUUAGAGUCAUUGCUACUAUUAAAGUAUUAACGUGGGCGCGUUAGCAGCAAUACGCACACUUAUUAUAUAUAGGUGCUAAUUUACACUUGCUGCAUGAGCUUCAUCCAUUAAUUAUCAAUUACCCGACUUGAUUUUAAAGUGUCUUGUAUUAGGAACAAAAGGCUGUGUAAAUAAAAAUUUAUAAUGAAUCUUUUUUUUAAUAUGAUAAGAGAAUCUUGUGCAACUUAUAUUAUUCCGUAACUCAUUUAAGGUUUAUUUGUAAUUCUUCACUUAACUACCCUUGAAACUCGUGUUUCAACUCAAGGAAGGUUGUUACAGUUGAUGUGAAAUCUAUGUAUAAAUAUUGAUUUAUAUUGUGUAGUAUCAGGAUCAUCCAGGUGCUAAGGACCCACUGCUUCAUUGCUAGACAGGUAAUUUAUAAGUUGACCUUUACGUAUAUGUUAUUGCUGAACUUAUUUAAUGUAUGAUUGUCGUCGGCUUCAGGUUUAUUACUCGAGUACCUGAUGUUGACCACGUUGUGAUCUGGUAGAGCAUCUUGAUGAGCUGCUGUGGUGCAGUGGUGAGAGACUCAGUCUCUCGCACGCAGCUCCCGGGAUCGAGUCUCACUGAGGACAAGUACUUACACGAAGUCACGAAGUUCAGCUCAUGGCCAAAUAAGCCUUUCAUCUAAUUCUGGUGGAUAAAUGAGUACCUUGCUUGUCCAGUGUGUUGGGUAACGCAAAUAUGGUUCUGGCGGGUCAGCCGGUCAGUGAUGGUCAUAGACUACCAGUACCCUGACUGCCCUGAAAAACUGACCUAUCACCACCUCCCCCCCCCCCUUCCUUGUCGCCACUACUAGGAUGGGCAACUACAACAACAGCAACAAAAGGUACCUAUCUACACGAUCCACUUGAACGCAAGCUUGAGCCGGGUUCAAAGAAAUGCUGUCACACAUGAUCAAAUCCCCAAUACAGCGUGAUGAACUUCUGAAUUUAGUAACUUCCUAGCACAAGUACAACUGAAGUGUAGUUGUAACUGAAUUGUAGAAUUUUCGAGCAUCUGAAGUUUUGUAACAAUGCAAGUAGAGUAGUACUAGUUAUACAUUGAUAAUAAUAAAUAAAUUACUGUGUGCGCGUGGAAAAUUAAUCCACUAGGCCUGUCGCAUAUGCUGAACAUGGCAUAACUUUGACAGCUUACUGCGGGUCUUGAACACGUAACUCAGUGCUCCUGUUGCGGCGCUCUGAACUUGUACUACUUGGCACCCUGUCGUAGCAUCGUGAGGACAGCUUUGUUACGGCUUUGUUGGCCUCGCGCCGAUUUGUAAUCACCCGCCACCUGGCCGAUUUUGACCACAAAAAUUCCGCUAAUAAUAGCGAGCUUACAACCCCAACUCGCUGCUCUAUUGGCGACCAUAACCACUCGGCCAAGAGUGGUUCAUAAAUGGCAGCACUAAAAUAUCCAACCCUUUCGCGAUCAUCCUCAUUUAUUGGACGGCGCUCGGCCAUACCCCCGAAAGGCGAUAAAUUUUUUUUAUUAAAGCAUGUCUCCUUCCAUUUGGGGGCUUUUGCUCUCAGGCUUGGCCAACUAAGGCUUGUCAUUUUGAAUGUGAUACAGCCGAUUGAAUCAAUUCGAAUGCAGUUAAUUUAUUCAAUAUGAUUAAUGUAUUUAGAAUACGAAAUGAAUAAAAAGUCAGUUAUUUGUAAAAUGAAAGCUGCUUUUUCAUUAUGUAUAAGUAAGAUCUUUUCAGAUAGUUACAAUGGAUCCGGGUUACUAAAAGCUAAUUCAAAUUUAACACCAUCGUUCUGGUAAUUCUUUAGUUUUAAAUUUUGUUUAAAAUCUACUUCGAAAAGUAGCCUUUAGCUCAAUUGUUGCGAGAUAAUUACAUAUGCGCUCUCUUAUUAACAACAGAGGCGCUAUUAUUCUUUUCAAGUAUUCAAGCCAAGUUACCGUCCGUGGACGAGUGGCGUGCAAGGAACCUUCUUAGUUUUUAGUUUUACCCACUUACCAUUACGAUUGAGGUUUUACUUACGCAGUUACUACGGUUUAUUCGCUGCACAUAAUAAAUUAUUCGAAUAAAAAUGUCAAGAAUGAC